CUGUCAAUUGUCAUACCAGCAAGGCAUAAGCUGUUCAAGUCUUCGAGCUGUGUUUAAAUAUUUUUUGUUUGACUGUGAGUUUUAACUCUUCAAAAAACCUUAUUAACUAUCGAGAGAUAACUGUUCAAUAUUAUUUACUUUAAAACCGGAAUGUAAGUGCUACGAACAUAUUAUUUGAUAAUUUAAACAAUUCGCAAAACAAGUAAUUUUAGUGAUCAGACUCAUUUGAAGAAUGAUUUAUCAAUUGUAUUAUAUAGAAUGUUUGCUGUGUUCUUAAAACGAUAUAAAGGCAUGAUCCUCGCUAGUAUAUUAUUUUUUUAUUUAGGUUGUGGUAUUACUUUAAGUUUCAUUAGGAUAGAAUGUGCAUCUCCAACAUCAAACGCUAGCACAAGAAAAAGUAAGGAAAACUUUGACAACAAUUUAGAUAAAAUAGAAUAUGCUGUGUUAAUCAUCAGCAACCCCUUGAAUGAGGCGAAACGUGAUGCGAUAAGAGCAACAUGGGCUAAUUUUAUUGAUAAUAUAUUUAUAGAAAAUGGUGAACAUUUAUAUAAAUGGAAUCAUACUUGGACUGGGAACAGUAUUAAACAUGAACUUAUUAAAUGUUUUUUCAUUGUGGGAACUGAAGGCUUGGACACAGAGAGGAUGAAAAAGAUCCAAGCUGAACACACUAGAAGUAAUGAUUUACUACUUUUGAAUAAUUUUGAGGAUAGUUACAAAAACUUAGCUAAAAAAUUAAUUCACUCUUUAGAAUGGAUGAGUAAUAAUUUAAAAGAUCUAAAAUAUGUCAUUAAGUGUGAUGAUGACUCAUUUGUUAGAGUUGACUUAAUUGUAAGAGAUCUUGAGGCUUUUGCUCCAGAAAUGAGUGGACCAACGAUCAGCCAAUAUGUCACUUAUAAGAAAUCUCUACCUACAUAUAAAGGUUUAUAUUGGGGUUAUUUUGAUGGUAGAGCGAAGGUGUUUUUAAAUGGUAAAUGGCAAGAAAAAGAAUGGUUUCUAUGUGACACAUAUCUACCAUAUGCGCUUGGGGGAGGCUAUGUUAUUUCCCGUAGUAUUGUUGACUACAUAGCCAAAAAUUCACAAUUUCUAAGUCAUUAUAAUUCAGAAGAUGUUUCAAUGGGAGUUUGGACAGCGGCCCUUGAUGGUAUCAAUAGAGUACAUGAUACCAGAUUUGAUACAGAAUGGAAAUCUCGAGGCUGUGACAGCAAUAUGCUUGUCCGCCAUAAACAAACACCCAUGGAUAUGUUCCAGAUGUAUAAAACAUUAAUUCAUUCACAGGGAACUAAACUAUGCAAGACUGAAUCAGCUUUAAGAAAAUCUUAUCAUUAUAAUUGGAAUGCACUGCCAAGUAUAUGUUGUAAAUAGACAAAUUAGUACAUUUUUCUUUUUAAAAAAUUUAAUCUCAUCACAACAACUCUUCUUUUUUAUAAAUUUCAUGCAUACUUUGAGUUAGUGAGAUAUAAAAUUUCUAGUCUAUAUUAUAAUAGUAUUUUUUGUAUUUCUUAUUAAAUUGUGUGGAUCGUUUUAUACAAUUUGAUGAUUAUGUGGUUACUGCUGUUCUGUAACUUAAAAUUGGGCUUGUACUGUGUGUGAAAUUUAUUUGUGCAAUUUAUAUAUAAUAUAAAUUUAAUUAAGUCUAAUGUGUAUUGGUUUGAAUAAAGUAAAGUAGGCUUGAUUUACAAAGUCGAGAUGAAAGUGAAAUCAUUUUCAGCAAUCAAUAAAAACAA
Messenger RNA from Vanessa atalanta (red admiral), 1724 nucleotides. RefSeq names its product beta-1,3-galactosyltransferase 6 (gene beta3GalTII). The record is from RefSeq and is a predicted model, not a curated record. Gene Ontology annotation, cellular component: membrane. Gene Ontology annotation, molecular function: UDP-galactosyltransferase activity. The transcript has 3 exons. Gene Ontology annotation, biological process: glycosaminoglycan biosynthetic process. The coding region runs from base 259 to 1362 and encodes 367 amino acids. NCBI's taxonomy places the organism in Eukaryota, Metazoa, Arthropoda, Insecta, Lepidoptera, Nymphalidae.